Molecule: messenger RNA, 1345 nt
Organism: Chenopodium quinoa (quinoa)
Lineage: Eukaryota; Viridiplantae; Streptophyta; Magnoliopsida; Caryophyllales; Amaranthaceae
Product: dof zinc finger protein DOF5.4-like
Exons: 1
Coding region: 535-1149 (204 amino acids)
Biological process (GO): regulation of DNA-templated transcription
Molecular function (GO): DNA-binding transcription factor activity; DNA binding
Source: RefSeq, a predicted model, not a curated record
CUUUUGUUAUUUCAUUUUUUAUUUAUUUUUAUUAAUAAUUAUUUUAAAUAAUUAUUUUUUAAUCCAAUAUCUUUUCUGAUUGCUUCCUUAUUUUUGUUAUAUCCUAUGAUCAGACCUCAAUUAUUUUUUUUAGUUUUUGGGGGUGAUUUGCUCCUGAUUUUCCCUACAAAAUAACAAUUUGUUUCAUAUUUUUCAAUUUUUUUUUUUUUUUAAUAUCUUAAAGAUAAAUGAGGCAAUUAUCCAGCCUAAUAUAUGUAAACCUUUCUAUUUUUUCAUGAUUCUGAUUUUAUCUCUUUACUUCUAUAGAUGAUCACAUACUAUAAUCAGGUUGAUUUUCAUUCUAAGAUGAUUUUUUGAGAAGAUCUUCCUAGGAACUUUUCUGCUAUAAAUAUAAGGUAUCUUUGUUACAUUUUUUUUUUUUAUCUCUCUCUCUUUUGCUUACCUGCUUCUAAUACCUGGUACUACUCUACGUAGCUAGAGUAUUACUUGCAUCAUUUCAAUAAUCAACUUCCAAAAAAAACACUCUCUAAAAAAAUGGAAUACCAGACUGUUGUUGUUGGUGGUUGUGGCGGUGCUGGUGCUGGUGCUGGAGGAGACGGAAAGGAUGACCGGAACAAGAGGCCGUUCCCGAAGGAGGGCGGUAGACAAAAUAAUAGCAAGCACACACCAAACCUAACUUGCCCUCGAUGUCAUUCAACCAACACCAAGUUUUGUUAUUAUAGUAACUAUAGCUUGUCACAACCCCGACAGUACUGUAAGGACUGCAAAAGACACUGGACGCAAGGUGGAACCUUGCGUGACGUUCCUGUGGGUGGUAAAAGACGACAGAGCAAGCGCUCUAGGGUUGAGUCUGUGGCUGUCUCGGCUACAAACACGGCUUCUACAAGUCAUCAGCAGCAGCCGCUCUCAAUAAUUCCCUUGUCACUGGUUGUUCCACCAACUGUUGUUUUUCGUAACAAUGGGAACAUGCGCCACUUUAGACGUCAAAAUGACGUUAACUCGUCAAGUUCUUUGACGCCAUCGACAAUAUCCUCGAACACUAUGCCAAUGAAUCAUGUUAUCAACUUUUACCCUGCAACCGCAGGGCCCGUCCUUGGUGAUUCGUUGAACGUCGGCCACCACCACCACCACCACCACAGCCGGAGGUAGACGACGACGACAACCACCACCACAACGUUGAAGACAAUGAUGGUGAAUACAACAUUCUGGAAUGGGUCAACAACAUGGGUAUUGGUGGAUUUGAUGAAGCAUGAUGACGUAUUACCCUUACAAUGCAGUUUUAUAAAGAAAAAAGAAUUUCCAUUUAUCCAAAUUUGUUUUUGCUGUUGGUUUAAAAAAAUAAAAA